Molecule: messenger RNA, 3139 nt
Organism: Perca fluviatilis (European perch)
Lineage: Eukaryota; Metazoa; Chordata; Actinopteri; Perciformes; Percidae
Product: equilibrative nucleoside transporter 1-like
Exons: 13
Coding region: 213-1544 (443 amino acids)
Biological process (GO): uridine transmembrane transport; nucleoside transmembrane transport
Cellular component (GO): plasma membrane
Molecular function (GO): nucleoside transmembrane transporter activity
Source: RefSeq, a predicted model, not a curated record
GAUACGAAGAGGGGCAGGUCCAGUGAGCAGCCCACAGUGGGGUGUCAACCUACUAAACCUCGGUAUAGUAUAAAAUGAAGCAGGCAGAGCUUGUUUGGCCUUUGCUUUAGUUGUGGAGGAAAGAGGAGUCUUUUUGUUCCUGAUUGAACUACCCGGUGCCACCCUGAUCAAAUCCUAACUGAGCACGUGCCUCUGACUUUGGAACAAGAAACAUGACGGCCAUCAAUGCACCUCGGGACAAAUACAAUGCAGUAUGGAUAAUUUUUUUUAUCCUGGGCUUGGGAACCCUAUUACCGUGGAAUUUCUUCAUGACGGCAACAAUGUACUUCACAAGUAGGCUGAAGGACGACCCCUCCUUCAAUCAGACGGCAAAUGAGACUUUGAAUGGCGGAGACACUCGCAGUGUGCUGGAGUCAAAGUUUAACAAUGUGAUGACGCUCUGCGCCAUGGUGCCUCUGCUCAUCUUCACCUGCCUCAACUCCUUCCUACACCAGAGGAUUCCUCAGAAGUUUCGAAUCUCUGGCAGCCUGGUGGUCAUCCUGGUGGUUUUCCUGUUGACGGCGGUGUUCGUCAAGGUGGACGUGGCCCCACUGCCCUUCUUCACCAUCACUAUGAUCAAAAUUAUCUGCAUCAACUCGUUCGGGGCGAUUCUUCAGGGCAGCUUGUUCGGGCUGGCGGGGAUACUGCCUGCCUCCUACACCACUCCCAUCAUGAGUGGACAGGGGCUGGCCGGCACCUUUGCUGCUUUCUCCAUGAUCUGUGCACUGGCCUCUGGAUCAGCCCUUCAGGACAGUGCUUUUGGUUACUUUAUCACAGCCUGUGUUGUUAUUCUCCUGGCCAUAAUGUCCUACUUCGUUCUGCCCAGGAUGGAGUUUUUCCAGUACCACAUGGAGAGUAAUGGAUCCAGGCCCUCUGCCGAUGAGGAUAACAACAUGGACUUACUCAAAAAAGAAAGUCCAGCAGAGAAGCGACCGGUGGUGAGUCUGAUGGAGGACGAGGCCAAACCCACCGUGUCUGUGGUAAACAUCUUCAAACAGAUCUGGGUGAUGGCUCUGUCCGUGUGCUUCAUCUUCACCAUCACCAUCGGAACAUUCCCAGCCGUGACCGUGGAUGUCAAGUCGACGUUAGCUGAUGGAGGCACCUGGGGAACUUACUUCAUCCCUGUGUCAUGUUUCCUCCUCUUUAACCUGAUGGAUUGGGCUGGCAGGAGUCUGACGGCCGUCUGUAUGUGGCCGGACAAAGACAGUAUGUGGCUUCCUGUCCUGGUGGGUCUGCGGGUCGUCUUCGUCCCUCUUUUCAUGCUGUGUAACGUCCAGCCUCGUUACUACCUCCCCGUGCCGUUUGACCACGACGCCUGGUACAUCGUCUUCAUGAUCUUCUUCUCCUUCUCCAACGGAUACCUGGCCAGUCUCUGCAUGUGCUUCGGACCCAAGAAGGUCUCCCAGCAUGAGGCGGAGACGGCCGGGGCCAUCAUGGCCUUCUUCUUGUCCCUCGGCUUGGCGCUGGGCGCUGCAGUCUCAUUUGCUUUCCGGGCCAUGAUCUGAAAGAUCUCCAGUCAGACCUUCAGUAGACGUAGACUUAGAUUAGACCACCCCGCCCUCACACACACUCCCCGUCUUUACCGGUCACGGGAGAGCCGUGCUUCUCUGCAACAAUCUCCCCGACUGAGUGGAGACGGCACGGCAGAUAAGAAGACUAGAGGACCUCAGUCUUCUGAAGUGUACAGCAGAGACUUGUCUCAUCCAGCCAUCUCGGCAACAAUAUAAGCUGAAACAUGUUAAGUGAAUAUUAGUUCUCUCGAUGCCAUUGAUCAAACGGGUUGUUUCUCUGUGAUGGAAUUGAAGAGUUCAGAGUGCAACUCAACAAGCAAAUCGAAACCAAAAGUGUAGAGAAAUCCGUUGCAGUGGACUCGUCAUGACCGCAGAAUUUUUUCAAGGUGUGUUUUAACUAUCCCCGGACAUCCCGAAUCUUGAGCCCAGUGUUAGUGAAGUCCAUAAAAAGUUCUUGUGAUAAAAUUGCUUUUAAAGUAAUAAAUUUCUUUCACUUUCUUUAGAAAUCCUAAGAAGUUAUGAUGGUGUGUACAUAAAGUCUUAACACAUUUUUAUUAAUGAGGCUCUUAGAUUCUGCUGUUUGGCUCAUCUACAUAAACCGGUAAAUUUUAACCCAUCAGUUUGUAAACUGAUCUCAAUGUGAAAUUUUUUUUUUUAUGACUCUGGACUGGACUUUUUUAACUUUGAUCAAGCCAAAUACAUAAAGACAACAUGGGAAAAUGAUGAACUUUGAAGGGAGAUUACCAUUAUCCAUCCAACGGCUAAUUAUAAAUGUGCCUUGUGUAAACUGCUUCGCUCCCUCGCUCUACUUGUCGAUUUGGGUCACUUUUUAUUUUUAAACUUCCUCAUAACAAAUGAGUAAAUUCUCUAAGAAUGUAAGGCUGGACUAAAUCCUAAAGACCAUGUUUCAAUCAAUCUGCUGAAUAUUUGUUGUCUUAGAGAGUGGUGUUUGUUUUUUAGUUAUAGAUGAAGUUGUACCAGUGUUGCUCUAUUUGGUUUGCCUGAAAACACAGAGGUCACGUUUUCGGUCUAGAUUUUUCAGCCCACAUGUUGUUUACUGUUAAUGUGUCUUCCUGAUAAACAUAUUUUGCCACAAUGUAUUUUUGAAUGCAGCAAAAAGAAAAUCUGCAGCCGUCAGUGACGUGAAAUGUACCAUUUAUGAGUGAGAUAUUCUUUCGCCUUCAUGAGCCUGUGACAUUUCUCAUUUGAACAUGUUUUCAUAGAUAAGUUUUGUAUCCAAAAUAUUUUUUUGUCCGUUUUUCAAACUUCACGACUUGGCUCUCGCUGAGUUGGUAGUGUUAUGAAUGAGGAGGUAAAAGGCCUCAUGCCCAUCAGUGUUAUAUUUCUGUGGCCUUUUGGAUGCUUUUUUAAAUUUUUUUUUUUUUUUUAAGUUUGCUUUAAUUGUCCAAAAAUUACUCAUAAUGCAAGCUGUAUAGAUCCUAACUGCCUGUUGUUUUUUUAAAGCAUAACAUUGGUCUGUUCUUCCAUACUUAGUGUUUGGUUGGUAUGGGAGUCAUGGACCAUUAAAAAGUUACUUAUAUUGCAGCUUCAAACCGUUCUGUGAUCAAAUAAAACUGUAUUUUUAAGAA